This is a messenger RNA of Sinocyclocheilus grahami, 968 nucleotides long. RefSeq names its product regulator of cell cycle RGCC-like. The transcript has 5 exons. NCBI's taxonomy places the organism in Eukaryota, Metazoa, Chordata, Actinopteri, Cypriniformes, Cyprinidae. The record is from RefSeq and is a predicted model, not a curated record. Gene Ontology annotation, biological process: regulation of cell cycle. Bases 126 to 497 code for a protein of 123 amino acids.
UAAAACAACCCCACCGACCGGGCGCAGUGUGCGAGUUUAGGAGCAAGACACAGCCCGAGAUCUGUCUUAUAUCGGAUAUUUCGCAGUUUAACACACAAGGACUACAGAAGCCGAAGUCUCCAAAGAUGAAGUCACAGAGCAAAUCAUUUCUUGAGGACGUUGACGACCUGAGCGCCGUGUUGUGUGAAUUCGACGCUGUCAUUGAGGAUUUCUCGUCCCCCGUGGAGAAGCGACACUUCAGGUAUGAUGAGCACUUGAAGACCGUGAAGAGACGGAGCAGCGCGAGCGUCAGCGACAGCGGCAUCAGCGACUCUGAGAGUGCAGAGUCCUUGAACAGAAACAGCUUCAGCUUCAGUGAUGAGAAGCUCAACUCUCCCAGCGUCUUCUCCCCCUCAUCAAACAGUCCCUUGGUCACAUCUCCUAAACCUAAACUUGGAGACACUAAAGAGCUGGAGGACUUCAUUGCUGACCUUGACAAAGCAUUAGCAAGCAUGUGAGUAAGAGACGGGAUGACUGGGGCCCACCACAUUGUAGCUCCGCUGGGGGACGACAGCCAGACCGCCCCUGACAAACCUGAACCACUGUGAAGAUGGAGAAGACGUGGUCCUGGUUUCACAUGCUGAUCGACGACGUUCACGAAGGCUUCAUACAAACAAACUCAGAUACAAAUGCAUAAGACAUACACUUUUGACAGGAAGCUAUAAGAUUAUUUAAAUGGCUUUUUAUAGAAAUAUAUUUUUAAUUUUAUAGAGUUGGUUAUUGUAAAUUUAUCUGUAAUACCAUUUUGUGAAUUUAUAUUUUUGUAUUUCAUGUAAAUAUUGUUUCAGACUCUUAUCGCCUUGCUAUAAGCCUUUUCUGUCACAUGAGAAUAAACUUAAUUCUUAAUUCAUUAGAAAAACUGGAAAAGCAAUAUGACAUGUAUUUAAUACAACUAAUGUCUUCAAGAGAUUAAAGUUGACAGAUUUUAA